This is a messenger RNA of Ceraceosorus guamensis, 798 nucleotides long. RefSeq lists its product as hypothetical. The record is from RefSeq and is a predicted model, not a curated record. NCBI's taxonomy places the organism in Eukaryota, Fungi, Basidiomycota, Exobasidiomycetes, Ceraceosorales, Ceraceosoraceae. The transcript has a single exon. The coding region runs from base 178 to 738 and encodes 186 amino acids.
CUGAAAGUCGCUCGCAAGCAGCACCUCUCUUCACAGCUUCACUGCUGGACCGUGGCUCGGGAGCUCGCGCCUCAGCUCUGCUGUGACUUCUUCGUCGGAGCUGACUGACCUUGUCCGUCAUCACACUGCGGUUGAAGCCGGACGAAUUCGCAGAGCGGGGCAAGGCCGUCGACGACGAUGCUAUUCAAGCGCAAAGAGCAGAAGCCAGAAGAGCGCGCGCUCCCCUGCGAGCUUCGCUCUGCCUCUCUGCCUCUCUCUGACCUUCCAGGAGUCCGGAGGCGCUCGCGAUCCGAUCGCAGGCUAGCGCACGGUAGCAUGCCUAUGCGCCCCCCCACGGUCUGCAGUCGUGAUGAGGCUUUCAUCCACGGCUCAAAGUUGCGUGGAGAGUCGAAAGAAGCGGUCCCCACCAUCUUGCGUGUCUGUGCUGCUCACUGCGAGUCAAUCUAUGGGCUCGGCUCUCUUCCUCAGGAGAAUCUAGCUAGCCCUCACCUCCACCUUACCAGUCACGAGUAUGCAGCCCUUGAGAGCAGGAUUUGCGCGGCUAUAUAUAGUCAAGAGUUCAUGGGCCCCUUGCGAGUGGCUAGGCGCGUCCCGGUUCGGCUUCUCUUCUCUUCGGAAAGGGCAUGGAUAGCAGACAGAAGAGGAGAGCAAGUCUGGAAGCCAGCUAGGGGGUCGACACGCUUGAACCUCAGUCGCGAGUGUGGAACGGCAUUCAAUCUUGAAUAUGGAGACCGAUGAGACGCGAGAAUCACGAAUCGAAUCACGUGAAUGUGAAACGAAUCAUCAAGCCUGUGCCCG